CCAAUGGGUCCUGACUGAGUGAACGUGUGUGUGUGCUACAGCUAUUGAGCAGUUUACAAAAUCAGAGUCUCGCAGACAGACACACCUAAAGCCUCAAGAAGUGUUCCGGAGACGCACUGAUGUGGCCUGAACCACUUUGUCAUUUUUAAUAUUAAACAGUUCGAGUUGGAGAAGUCGCGUCGGGGUCGACUUUGAGAUCCGUGUGACCCUGGUCUAUCGUUGUCACCGGGAAGGAGUGUCAUGGCGGAGCCUGACUACCUGGAGGGAGACUGUGAUGAGCUUAUCAAACCCAAGAAGUUAAGCAACCCAGUCAAGAGCUCCCGUAACCACCAGGACCUGCACCGAGAGCUGCUCAUGAACCAGAAGAGGGGUCUGGCUCCUCAGAACAAACCCGAGCUCCAGAAGGUUAUGGAGAAGAGAAAGAGGGAGCAAGUUCUCAAGGCUCAGAAGGAGGAGCAGGAGGCCCACAAGAAGAGGAGCGACCUAGAGAUAGAGCUCAUGAAAAGACAACAGAAACUAGAGCAGCUGGAGCUGGAUCAACAGAAAAAUGAGGAGGAACAGGAGAACACCCCCGAGUUUGUUAAGAUGAAGAGCAACCUGCGCAGGACCAAGCAGGAGAGCGAUGGGGAGGAACGGACCACCUAAAAACCUGCAGGGGUGUCUGGGUCUGGCUGAUUGUGUUUCUGAGAGUGUGUUGUCUGUGGUGCACGGUGCUGACCUGACCGUGGUCCGAGAUGAACUUCCUGCCUUCCCCAACCUAGCUGUUCCAUCCCGCAGUGAGGAGAGAGACUUUACAGACUAAAGACCCCCUCUGUCUGCCUGCCACGGACUGCCAGCACUUGCCUCUGCUGCCCACACCCAUCCGGCAGCACACAGCACCCCCUGCAGGAGGGACCUAACACAGACAUGUUACAUGUUAAAUGCCUUUCAACGAGGGCGAGCAAGCUUCCAAUGAGCUCUGAUGAAGAAACAAACACACACACACACACACACACACACACACACACACACACACACACACACACACACACACACAAACAAACAAACAAACAAACAAACAAACAAACAAACAAACAAACAAACAAACAAACAAACAAACAAACAAACAAACAAACAAACAAACAAACAGACACACACACACACACACACACACACACACACACACACACACACACAGGAGUUUUCAUCCCAUUUCUUUUUACUCCUCUCUCCUCAGCAAGCUGUCGUUUCUCUUUACUGUUAUCAAUGUUGUCGUUGUUUUUUUUGUUCUCAUCUUCAGAAUCAAAUAAGGAAAAGUGGACACUGGAUGGACUCUUGAAGCUGUGUAAUGUAAAAGCCAAACACAUGUGCUUUUGUUAUUUAUGUUUGUAGCUUUUAGCCCAGGUAUAGGGAAGGACACUUUUUAGUUGUUCUGUAUUUUAGCUUGUUUUACAGCAUAGUUUAUGAAGCCAGAACAGGACAAAGGGAGUGUAUGGUUGUAUGAAACACUCACGUUUGCUUUAUUAUUAUUUUUAUUUUUUUUUAUUCUAAACAUGCCAUUUCCUCAGCUAAUGCAAUUUGGAGCAAUAGUAGAACUCCCAGGCAUGAGAGUGACCUUUUCUUUAUAUAUUCUGUUGUUUUGUAUGAAUAAAAAUGUUACUACUAAUUUAAGUUUUUGUUAGGGUGGUCAAUAAGAAUAAGCCCUGAACCCUGUCUGAUCAGUCUUUGUGUACUUUUAUGAACAAAAGACUUGCAGCUACAGGUAGAAAGCUAACACAUGUAGGCGACAAAAAUGUCAAAAAUAUAUAAUUGAUUAGUAGUUCUUGGGAUAUCUGCGUGGCUCCUGAAACAACUCUGAUAAGUGUUAUGGAACUUUAUCACAUCAAUAUUUUGUCUUUAUUGACAAUGGAGCCAUGAAUGUGCAGACAGAUAACGUUAAUCAGUGAAUCUGAGCUAAAGUGGCCAUUAUCUGCAAAACAAUUUAACUAUGUAGCCAUUACCAUAUACACAUUCCAAAAUGGUUACACAAUGUUAGAAACUGUGAUAACUUUGGAUGUUAAUGUGCAUGUGCAGUGUUUAUUUAAAUACCAUGCAGAAUAGUAUUAUGGGUCUAACAUUCUGGUGUGUGGGUCUCCAAGAGAUGAUAACUAUUAUUCUAAAGGGAAGAAUCAGAUUUAUAACAUAACCCUGUGUUCUUCACCAGAAUCUUCUUUUAAAUAAACAUAAUGUUAACAUGUUA
This is a messenger RNA of Perca fluviatilis (European perch), 2218 nucleotides long. It is a transcript of the gene fam107b, whose product is annotated as family with sequence similarity 107 member B. The coding region runs from base 241 to 645 and encodes 134 amino acids. The transcript has 4 exons. The record is from RefSeq and is a predicted model, not a curated record. Lineage: Eukaryota; Metazoa; Chordata; Actinopteri; Perciformes; Percidae.